Molecule: messenger RNA, 4076 nt
Organism: Engraulis encrasicolus (European anchovy)
Lineage: Eukaryota; Metazoa; Chordata; Actinopteri; Clupeiformes; Engraulidae
Product: zinc finger protein 709-like
Exons: 6
Coding region: 1-2478 (825 amino acids)
Biological process (GO): regulation of transcription by RNA polymerase II
Cellular component (GO): nucleus
Molecular function (GO): RNA polymerase II transcription regulatory region sequence-specific DNA binding; DNA-binding transcription factor activity, RNA polymerase II-specific
Source: RefSeq, a predicted model, not a curated record
AUGGCCAGGGGCCCCUUAAUUGGCUAUACUGUGAUCAGAGCACUGAGGGAUGAGGUGCAGACACUGCAGCAACAGCUGGAGCAGCACAGACGGAAGUACCGUGAUGAUGUAAUUGGACAGAGGUGCCAGCAGUGCCAGUGUGGAAGAGGAAAUGACAUCACUGCAUUGACAACAACUACCCUCCCAGACUGUCGUCCUUGUGAGCCAGAGACUGAUUCCUCAGAUGCAGGACGGAGAGGAGGACCAGAGGAGGACCAGGAUGUUACAUCACAGGAUGUUGCAUCACAGAACACUCUGUUCUGCCCUUCUCUGGAAACUAGCAUUGGUGCUGAGGUAUGUGAGAUCCCACCAAACAUCUUCCUGUCCUGUACCUCGGAGGACGACCCAGCAAAUGUUUCAAUCCCUCCUGAUGACGUCAUGCUGACAUCAGCACAGGAACUGGAGGAAGACCCGGCAGAUGAUCUUCCACUGUCUCCUGGUGAUGGUACACGGACAUCACCAUGGCAACUUGAGGAUGACCCAGUAGAUGUUCCACUGUCUCCAAGUGAUGGUAGACUGACAUCAUCAAAGGAACUGAAACUGUCUAUGCUGUCAGUGAAGCUAGAAGACUGCCAUGACAUGCUGGGGCCUGAUGGAGUUUUUAAGAUGCCAACCUCAGAGGACCUCAGAGAUGACGAUGACCAAUGUUAUCAAGAUGAUGAUGGCGAUGACGUGGAUAACAGCCCAGAAAAUGAAGGAUACAACAUCUGCUCAAAGGACGGAGAACUGUUGUCUGCAGCCGAGGAGAGCAUCGAGGAGCCCAAGGGGCAGCAGAAGAGGAAGAAGAGAGGAAGGAACAGGCUCAAGGCUAAAACUACUAACGCCAAACAUCACACGUGUACAGAAUGUGGAGAGAAAUUUUCAUAUCUUAGCUGGCUAGCUCAACACCUAAGAAGAAAGCACACCAGAAGAAAGCCUUCCACUGCCACUCCACAUGGAAACGUUUCCACUAACUCUCCACAUGAAAAUACACCCAGUGACUCUGCACAUGAAAAUGCACAAGAUGUCGUCCAGGAAGAUUAUCACCCGGAGACAAAUGGAACGACUAUAAAAGUAAAAAAGAUGCAAACCGAAGAGGACGUCAGGGAUGAGUGUGAUGAUGAUGAUGAUGAUGAUGAUGAUAAUAAUGACGACGACAGUGAUUACGACCCAGAAACCGAUGGAAUGCCAACGAAAGGAAAAAAGAUGCAAACCAAAGAGGGCGACGACGACGAUGAUGAUCAAUGUGAUCAGGAUGAUGAUGAUGAUGAUGAAGGUAAUAACGACCUAGAAACUGAUGAAAUGCCUACGAAAGGAAUUGCUCACAACCGACUGCACAUUGGUGGUGAAAAGCCUUAUGCCUGCAAACAUUGCGACAAAGCUUUCAGAUAUCACGGUAGUUUUAUCAAGCAUCAGAGUGCACAUUCAAAUGAGACACAUGGUCUGCCCAAAAUUGGGAAACCAGCUGAAAAAGUGACUGAAAGAGAAGGUCCUCCUUGGGAAUGUGAUGUUUGUGGGAAAAUACUUUGCAAUAAGCAUAGUCUUAAUAAUCAUAAACGACUGCACACUGGUGAAAAGCCUUUUGCCUGCAAACACUGUGGGGAAACUUUUGGUGAUUACAGUACUUUCAGGAAACACCAGAAAAUGUAUGCAGACAAGCCACAUACUCUGUCUACUUGGAAAUGUGAUGUGUGUGGGGAAAUACUUAGCAAUAAGCGAAGGCUUACCUCUCAUCAACGAAGGCACGCUGGUGAAAAGCCUUAUGCCUGCAAACACUGUGGCAAAGUUUUCAUGUUUUACAGUUCCUUCAUCAGGCACCAGAGUACUCAUUCAAAUGAGACACAUGGUCUGCCCAAAACUGGAAAACCACCUGAACAGGGGACUGACAGAAAAGGUCCUAUUUGGGAAUGCGAAGUAUGUGGUAAAAUACUUUGCCGUAAGGAAACACUUAUUGAUCACAACCGACGGCACACUGGUGAAAAGCCUUUUGCCUGCAAACAUUGCGACAAAGCUUUCAGAUAUUACAGUGCUCUCAGAAAGCACCAGAAAACACAUCCAAAUGAGACACAUGGUCCGCCCAAAAUAAAAGGUCCUCCUUGGGAAUGUGAUUUGUGUGGGAAAAUACUUUGCCAUAAGCAAAGUCUUAUUGAUCAUAAACGAGUACAUACAGAUGAGAAGCCUUUCGUCUGUGAGGACUGUGGUAAAACUUUCAGUAAUUACAGUAAUUUCAGACAACACCAGGACACUCAUUCAGAAAAAACUUGGGAAUGUGAUGUAUGUGGGAAAAUACUUCGCCAUAAGCGAAGUCUUAUGUGUCAUAAAAGACAGCACACUGGUGAAAAGCCUUAUGCUUGCAACCAGUGUGGUGAAACUUUCAGUCAGCACAGAAAUUUUGCCCAACACCGUAGAACUCAUUCAAAUGAGACGCAUGGACUGUCUACAAUGGGACAAACCAGCUGAACAGGGGACUGAAAGAAAAUGUCCUCCUUGGGUAUGUGUUGUAUGUGGAAAAACGUUUACCCGAAAGGCAAGUCUCAUCAGGCAUAAACAACUGCACACAGGUGAAAGGCCACAUUCCUCCACUGACUCUACACGUGAAAACGCAUCCACUGACUACAUGUGACGAUAAAUCCAAAUCCACUGCUGCUCCACAUGAAAACACCUCCACCAUCUCUCCACAUGAAAACACCUCCAUCUCUCCACAUGAAAACACCUCCACCAUUGCUCCACAUUGAAACCACACCCAUUGAGUCUCCUCAUGAAAACCCAAAACGUCUCGUUCAGGAAGAUUAUCACCUAGAGAACAAUGGAACGACUGUAAAAGGAAAAAAGAUCCAAACUGAGGAGAAAAGCCCUACCAGUGCACCAUAUGUGAGGAAAGCCUAUCCACAAGCUCUGCAGACGCACCAGAAAAAAAGUGCACAUCAUUGAGUUCCACAAAUGUCAACACAAUAUGGGCAGAGUUUUAAAUCAUCUCAGGGUUUAAAAUCACAUGACUGCUCAUAUGGUGUGAAUAGCACCCUAGUAAAUGGGGAGGUGGGUGAAGCAUCUAAAAACCAGCCGUGGAGAUGAACAUUGCCAUGAAGAUGGUACCAUAUUUUGAUUUGAUAUGAUCCUAAUGUCGUUCUCUUUUCUUGUUGCAAAAACAAAUGGUUGAAUCAGUGUUGUUCUAAGGCAGGGGUGGGGAACCUAUGUCAAGCCCAUGAUGCAGUUUUAUCCGGCCCCUGAUAUAAUUUUAGUGUUAGGCAGCUUCACAUGAAAUAUGACAUGAUUUGCAAAGGAAUCUUAGAAAUUACAUUUGCAGUACAAUUAUGUCAUUGUAUAUUUCAGGGGACCUAAAGACGGUAGGGUCUGUCUAAAAUGUAGCUGCCUUAAAUAUAGGCCUGAAGUGAUGGAGGAAAUCCUGGAGGAAUUAAAAGUGGCUCCUCGUAUGAAAAAGUUUCCCGACCUCUGUUCUAAGGUUUUGAAAUGACAGCCCAGUAGUUAAGGUUAAUAUGUACAUGAGGUAAAAAUGUUUUUUUUUUGUCUUUUAAAUGUCUAUUAAAUGUUGUUUGGAUAUAGUCACAAAGAAACUGUGAAAUCCAUUUGUUUUAAAAUAAGACUGUCAACUGUUUACAUAAUUCAUACAUGCAUGUAUUCUCAUUUAUUCAUCGCUAGAAACCCAUAACGCGUUGAGGAGUAUCAUCACAUUUUGAUUAGAACUACAGGAAAUGCUUUCAAAUCAUGACGUCAGAUAUGCUCAGCAGUAUUUCUUCGAGUUAAAUUUUAGCUGGAAAAAUCUAUACCCUUCAAAAGGUUAAAAUGGCAGGGAGAUAUUAAAAUUAUCAGUGGUGUCCUUGACAAGGUGUUAACGCGAUAACUUUUGAACGGAUGUUUGGAUUUGUCCCAGAUUUUUUGGGUGUAUUCUCUAGGGCAGGUUCAUGAACUGAUUCGAGUUUGGAGGUCAACACUUUCAAGAUGGCUGAAUUCAAGAUGGCCGAAUUUUUGUUUGGUCCAUAACUUCUGACCGGGUGGAUGGAUUUGUCCCAGAUUUGGUGUGUGAAUGCUCUAGGGUAGGU